AUGGAGCCCAACAGUCGCGAUUGUUGUGGUCGUUAUCAACUUAACCCGGUCAAAUGUAGUAUUUUUCAUCAGCAAAUCGAUUAUUUAUCUCAUACGAUAUCUGAACAUGGUGUUAAACCAACCAAUGAAAAAAUUCAAGCGAUUAUUAAAUUACGACAACCUACUAAAUUAUCUGAAACAAAUAAAUUUCUCGGUGCUCUUUCGUGGUAUCGUAAAUUUAUACCCAAAUUUGCAACAAUUCCUAUACCUAUUCAUGCUGUAAAAAACUUAACAAAAACAAAUAGACACAAAUUCGAAUGGAGUGCUUCUCAAUCUCAAACGUUUUCACAAUUGAAACAAUUAUUAAUUACUUCUCCAUUAUUUCUUGAUUUUCCAGAUGAUAAUUAUCCUGUUAUAUUAACAACGAAUGCAUCAGCAAUUGGUAUUGGUGGUACAUUACAACAAAAUAUUAAUGGUGAAAUAAAAAAUUUAUAUUAUCAUUCUCAAGUUACAUCUUCUACUCAACGACGAUAUGAUCAUAUUGAAUUAAAAGCAUUAGCCAUAUGGUUAUGUUUUCAACGAAUGCGAUCUUAUCUACUUGAAUAUAAUAUCGAAAAAAUUAUUCAUAUUAAAGAUCAACAAAAUUGUUUAGCUGAUUAUUUAUCUCCUCAUCCAAUACAAAAUGAUGAAGAAAUAUUUGAUGAGGAUUAUGGCAUAAGCAUGUUAUUUCAGGGGGAACUACCGGAGACGGUGCAUGCUCCUGUCUAUCAGUCUUCAAUUAUUGAUGCUGUUGUUACGCGUUCAAAAAUGAAACAAAUAAAACAAUAA
Molecule: messenger RNA, 807 nt
Organism: Rotaria sordida
Lineage: Eukaryota; Metazoa; Rotifera; Eurotatoria; Philodinida; Philodinidae
Source: the annotation of a GenBank genome assembly